Molecule: messenger RNA, 1955 nt
Organism: Paecilomyces variotii
Lineage: Eukaryota; Fungi; Ascomycota; Eurotiomycetes; Eurotiales; Thermoascaceae
Exons: 5
Coding region: 192-1622 (476 amino acids)
Source: RefSeq, a predicted model, not a curated record
ACUAUAGACAUAUCACCGCGCACAUCUGUUGCUUCCCCCUAGUAUGAGACUUGGAUGAACCAGAAUCAAUCCAAAGGCAAUAAAACACCGUUGACUGGCUUUCCUGGAGACCCUUCCUGUCCCUGUCUAAUUCACGAACAAAGGUGUCAUCCGAGUGGGACGGACUAGUAACUGCUCUGUUAACGGGCUCGAUGAUGGAAUCUGCCAGCAAGCCCCUGGGGGGUGAGGAACACCACCAGAUGCUCCCUUAUGAUGGAAUUGGCCUACAGUCAAACACCCAGCGGAUCUUGCCUGUCCGGUCUAAAGCAUUCAAUAUUCCCUACCGGCACUUUGCUUUGAUGUAUAUCAAUGGAAAUGGCGAGCUCGAGGUAGAAGCUUCACCUUCAGUUGCAGGAUGCGGAAAGUCUAUCUUCACGUCUGAGGUCAAAGAGCGCUUUCUGAAAUGUGCUGCCCUGGACAGUCAAGGCACAUCUCCAUCCUUUACGGGGUUAGGCAUACAAGAGCGACGCCUCGGCGGUUCGUUGUCACUAGAAGACAAUCACAAUUGGUACCAGAUCAGCGCCGACAAAUCACAAGAACUCAUUCCUUGCGAUUGGCAGUUUCAACAGAACAAACGCCAAAAACGAAGCCCAAAGCGCCGUGAUCAGAAAGGAGAUCGUCGGGGAUCGACUGACUCGACUCCUUCUAGUCCCAGUUUCAGACGGACAGCGUUGCAGGUUGGCGAUGAGAGUCGUAUACUGAAAUACUACGAGAGGGCAUUUGAUGCUUUUCAACAAUUGAACUGCCGGGUGAUCGCUAAGGCGUUCAUUAAACUGGUGGAGCCACGCAAGCAAGUGAACCAUCCUUAUAAUGGACGGAAAAUAGCCUCUGGUUCCUCACCUGAACAGCGACUGGACCCGGAGAUGACAAAGCCAAGAUGGUGGCCCCAAGGUGUCACUCACAAGGAGCCAGACCAUCUUCUGAAAGCAGAGCGGAUUCGCCUCCUUAUCCAUAUACUCCGUGAGCUCGGGGAUAGCCACGGGAUCACGGCUGAGAAGCUAAGAGAUGCCGGGCAAGAUGUCAGGCGGCAGAUUCAACCGACAGAACGCCUAAAGGUGUUGGAUGAAAUUUACAACGUUCGAAGUGCGGAAGAACGGUAUCUUCGAGGAGAGAUCGACGGCGAUUCUAUCAUCUACGUCACUCAAGUCCACCUGGCCGACGCAAAUAUUGAGUUUGAAUAUGAGCAGGAUACCGACGGUGAUUCUCAGAGCUCCUCGGCUGCUGCAUCGACCGUGGGGACUAAGAGACCCAGCGUGACGGCUGAACAAAUCUCGAGACCGGUGCUCCCACACGAUGGCUUUCCAUCCCUAAGCAGCUUGAGGAACGGCAUGCCGCACUCGACGCCAGAAAGCCACUGCUCACCCUAUGUCCCCGACAGCGGUCAGCUGAAACAAGCGACUCACGAGUUUGCUCUCGGUAUUGCUCCUUCUUGUAGUAUACCAGCUUCGCCGCAUGAAGUCGGUCCAUCGUGCAUGCCAAACUAUUUCACCCAACCGUUAAUGAUCGCCCCAGGGCGGCCGCCACAGCCUGCCUUGUGGGAUCCGUCGGGCCACACAUCACCGAUAUUUCCCCAUGGAUACUGAUUGUUACUCUCGAUUGAUUCUUAUAUCGUCUGCUGAAUAACGGAGCUGGACAUGAGGCUCGCACAGGUGGCCAUGGAUUGCUAGCCUCCCUUGAGGGUUUCUGGUGUUUAUAUUACGGUUUUUGGGUCAGACGAUAAGGAUCCCGUGGAGCCUCGGGUUCUAAUAUCCAGGGAACCCCGGUUUGAACGAUCUAUAAUGGAAACAGGCCUAUUGUGAAAAGACAGUACAUGAAACUCUAUUUAGCCCAGGUUGUAUAGAUGCUAUAGAUCUAAUAUAUUCUAAUAGGGCCUCCAGCCCGAUUUUAGUUCUCACUGUCACUUGAACCAGCAUCUA